AUGGCUACCGUCACGGCCGUUACGACGACCGCCACCGGCACGGUCGGCGCGAUCGAGACGACGACGGAGACGACUACGAUCGAGACGACGAUGACGGCGACGACUACUCGUACUAGUGCGAUCGAGAUAGAGCGUCCCACUCUUCGGCGAGAGGAGUUUGAGGGCGACUUAGUGCCCAUGCCACAGGAUCACCAGGAGAAGGAGGCGGCGCGGCACGCCGACGAGCUGCUGGCGGAGGUCGAGGCGGAGAAGCGCGCCAAGGGCAAGAAGGGCAAGAAGAAGAAGAAGGGCGGAGGGGCGGGCGGGGCUGGGCCGUCGCAGGAGACGGAGGAGGGUGCCGAGGCGCCGUCGGAGGCAGCCACAGCCGAGGCUGCGAAGAAGGCCGAGGAGGAGAGAAUGAUCAGGCUUCUCGAGAAGUGUCACGAGGAGAGGAUCCGGCUCGGCAUCACGGCGGAGAGCCAGGCGGCGGCGUCGGCAGAGGUGGCUAAGGCGGCGCGCUUGGACGCUGAGGCGGACGAGGCGGAGGAGGAGGCGGAGGCGGACAAGGAGGAGGAGGAGGCGGCCGUGGCGGCGCUGGCGGCUGCCGAGGUGGCGCGUGCGGAGGCCAGGGCGGCGCGUGCGGAGGCCAGGGCGGCGCUGCGCCGGGCCGAUUUGGCGCUCGAGGGGAGCGAGACCGCGCUCGAGGAGGCGGCUGCUGCUGCAGAGGCGAGGGGUGCCGCUGCGGCCGCUUCGAUGGCCAGGGCAGUUGCAGCCAGGAUGGCGGCGGAUGCGGCCCAGGAGCGCCCCUGA
This is a messenger RNA of Emiliania huxleyi CCMP1516, 789 nucleotides long. RefSeq lists its product as hypothetical. The transcript is spliced from 2 exons. The coding region runs from base 1 to 789 and encodes 262 amino acids. The record is from RefSeq and is a predicted model, not a curated record. NCBI's taxonomy places the organism in Eukaryota, Haptophyta, Isochrysidales, Noelaerhabdaceae.